AUGAACUUCACCCACAUCGCCAUAACAAAGGGAAUGAAGUCAUCUGAUGGAGAGCACGUCGUUCUUAGAACAUUUAAGAUUCUUCGGCCAUUUGGUGUCAUUUCAUCGAGAGUCGUUCUCGGUGAACGAUAUCUCCAAAACGACAAAGAACAAGUAAUUAUGAGCAGUGGUGCAAUCGUAAAUUUCGCAGCCUCAGCACACAAACUAAAAGAGGCACAGCAGGAGAAGCUGCACAAACCAACCAUUCCUGGUCCAAUCAGGAAGAUAUCAGCUCCAUUCAAGGCACUUGCAUCUGAACUGUCAACAGCACAUAAGAAGAAGAAUGAAGACUCGAUUCUGGAUACAAUGGCCGAAAAAUUGGAUGUGGCUGCUGAAGCAAUUCCCACCCCUAUCAGGAAGUUAUCAGCCCCGUUGAAAACCCUUGCAUCCCAAAUGUCAACAUCAGAUCAUAACAACAAUGGUGAAGAAAAUGGCCUCGUUGAUACCGUGGCCCAAAAGCUGGAUGAAGCAAAGGACACGGUGGUUGAAAAGGCGAAAGAAGCGAAGGAGUUUGUGACGAAGGAAGCAAAGAUUGUGAACGACAAACUGGAGCAAAUCACAGGAGACUGA
Cylicocyclus nassatus is the source of this 609-nucleotide messenger RNA. The record is from the annotation of a GenBank genome assembly. Lineage: Eukaryota; Metazoa; Nematoda; Chromadorea; Rhabditida; Strongylidae.